GUAAGUGGGGGCGUGAUCUCAGCAAAAACCGGAAACGGAAGCUUUCGUGUCGCGUCGUCACCUCGAAGAUCUCUGCCUGUUUUCAGGCCUUCAGGAGGAGGGCAGAGCAGCGCAAUGAGCCAUUAGCUGCUCUCAAGCGUGCCUCAUAGAUUUAGACUUUGGACUCCUGGUUUCUCCAUCAGCAGACAUCAUGACAUCCUCAAUGCUUCGCAGACAACUGAAGAACCUGGUCCAGAACUAUUCUGAGGCCGAGGUUAAGGUUCGAGAAGCCACCUCCAACGACCCCUGGGGGCCCUCCAGCUCACAGAUGGCCGACAUCUCCGACCUGACCUACAACGUGGUGGCCUGCAAUGAGAUCAUGACCAUGCUGUGGAAACGUUUAAAGGACGACAAGAACUGGAGGCACAUCCACAAGUCGCUGACCCUGCUGGAGUACUUGCUGAAGACUGGAGACGACCGCGUGCUCCUGAAAAUGAAGGACAACGUCUACAUCGUCAAAGCCCUCACAGAGUAUCGCUUUGUGGAGAAAGAUGGCAAAGAUCAGGGUUCAAAUGUGAGAGAGAAGGCCAAGGUGGUUCUUGUUCUCAUGGAGGAUGAUGAGAAACUAAAAGAAGAAAGAGACUUUGCUGUAAAGACCAGAGAGAAGACAUCUAAAGGUGCUGCAGCCUCAUCGUCAGACACCGUCAUGGAUCCUAACUACAAGCCGUGUUACGUUGUCGGAUCCUCGGGUCUUCCAUCCCUAGACAACAUUCCCUCAGUGGCCGACCUGACUGCUUCCUUUGCCGCCCGCAAGGAGGAACGCAUCAAACAAGAAGUGCAAAAGAAAGAGACUGAGAGGAGGGCAAAAUUGUCCGAUGAUGAGCUCAAGUGGGAGGAUGCAGGAAAAGGAGAAGGUGAUGUCCAAGACGCCUGGGGGGGAAACAAGAAGAAGGAGGAGGAGGUCAAAACAGAGCCCUGGGGGGCGCCAAAGGAAGCCACUGAUCCUUGGGGCGCAACUUCCAGACCCGACGCAUCCGUAGCUGGUUCUGCUAAAACUGAUAAGAAUUCUUUUGACUUUUCAUCAAAGAACGGAGACGCUCUUAAGGACAAGCCAGACCCAUUUACCGUUUCACCCGAAAGAGGCGAUCCAUUUGUGGCCCAAAAUGAUUCCACGGCAAAAAAAAUGUCACCAAAUGACGAAGAAGAUAUAUCGGCUACUCCCGAAAAUGAAACGCAUCCAUUCAGUUCAUCUAACAGCGACCCAUUUAUUGCCCCCAAAGACGACCCAUUCAAUGCCCACAAAGAAGACCCAUUCAACGCCCCUAAAGACGACCCAUUCAACGCCCCUAAAGACGACCCAUUCAACGCCCCUAAAGACGACCCAUUCAACGCCCCCAAAGACGACCCAUUCAACACCCCUGAAGACGACCCAUUCAACGCCUCUAAAGACGACUCGUUCAACGCCCCCAAAGACGACCCGUUCAACGUCCCCAAAGACGACCCGUUCAACGUCCCCAAAGACGACCCAUUCAACGCCCCCAAAGACGACCCAUUCAAAGCCCCCAAAGACGACCCCUUUAACGCCCCCAAAGACGACCCCUUUAACGCCCCCAAAGACGACCCCUUCAACGCCUCUAAAGACGACCCCUUCAACGCCCCCAAAGACGACCCCUUCAACGCCCCCAAAGACGACCCCUUCAACUCCCCCAAAGACGACCCCUUCAUCUCCCCCAAAGACGACCCCUUCAACUCCCCCAAAGACGACCCCUUCAACGCCCUUAAAGAUGACCCCUUUAACACCCAUAAAGACGACCCCUUCGGUGCUCCCGAAGACGACCCCUUCGGCUCCCCCAAAGAUGACCCCUUCAGCACCCCUAAAGACGACCCGUUUAAUGCUCCCAAAGAUGAUCCACUCAAAUCCCCUGGAGAUGACCCGUUCAACGUCCCCAAAGAUGACCCAUUUGAUUCCCCUAAAGACGACCCGUUUAAUGCCCCUAAAGACGACCCAUUCAGUACCCCUAAAAACGGCGACAAGUUUAGUGCCCUGAAAGACGACUCAUUUAGUACCCCAAAAGAUGACCGGUUUAACACCCAGGAAAACAACGACCCCAAAGCUGACCCUUUCAGCGCCCCUGAAGAUGGCGACCCAUUUAGCACACCUAAAGAAAAAGCCCCCUCAAAAGAAAACGUUUUGUCAGCAACUUGUGCGGAUGCUGAAGAGUCGCCCCCCUGUAAGGACGAGCCUUUUUCUGCCCCUGCUAAAGAGUACCCCUUUGCAGUCCAGUCUGACGCAUCGUCAGACCCCUUCAUUGCCCCUCCACUGAGCUCGCCCCAAGGCGGGGGAGACAUGUGGGGUACCCCUCCAUGCUCUGCACCCACCCCUGGCUCGGAUCCUUGGGGGACUGGACCGAGCGCUUCUUCACCUGUUGAUGGUGGCAAUCCGUUCGGGGACGGUGCUACCAAGGCAGACAAUGACCCAUGGGGGGGCGCAGGUCCUGAUGACGCUUGGGGGGCGUCUUCCCCCCCAGCAAACGACCCAUUUGGAGACGGCGCCUGUAAUGCCAAAGGAGGUGCAGAAAAAACCUUCUAGAGUCCAAUGGAGCAUUGUUUGCUGCGCCACAGGAUGUGUUCAUAAAGACUGCUUUUUUUUUUUGGGGGGG
Messenger RNA from Entelurus aequoreus (snake pipefish), 2639 nucleotides. RefSeq names its product cell surface glycoprotein 1-like. Gene Ontology annotation, molecular function: phospholipid binding; clathrin binding. The record is from RefSeq and is a predicted model, not a curated record. The transcript is spliced from 10 exons. NCBI's taxonomy places the organism in Eukaryota, Metazoa, Chordata, Actinopteri, Syngnathiformes, Syngnathidae. Gene Ontology annotation, biological process: endocytosis. The coding region runs from base 191 to 2569 and encodes 792 amino acids. Gene Ontology annotation, cellular component: plasma membrane; clathrin vesicle coat; endosome.